This is a messenger RNA of Lichtheimia ornata, 3387 nucleotides long. RefSeq lists its product as uncharacterized. The record is from RefSeq and is a predicted model, not a curated record. The coding region runs from base 1 to 3387 and encodes 1128 amino acids. Gene Ontology annotation, biological process: nuclear-transcribed mRNA catabolic process, nonsense-mediated decay. Gene Ontology annotation, cellular component: cytoplasm. Lineage: Eukaryota; Fungi; Mucoromycota; Mucoromycetes; Mucorales; Lichtheimiaceae. The transcript is spliced from 9 exons. Gene Ontology annotation, molecular function: RNA helicase activity; zinc ion binding; ATP binding.
AUGGAUCACUUUGAAGUCAACUCCCAGGACGAUUUCACCUACUUGGAGUAUUCAGCAGACACGCAAUCGUCGCAAUACGACUACAAUGACUUUACUCAACCCAAGACGGCCGACCUUCAUCACGAUCCCAGCUUGUCGUUAGCUUCCUUGUCAUUGGACAAUAACAGCAUUGAAAAGGCAUCACCCACCACAUCGACAGCAGCUACCACCACCACCAAGAGCAACGGAUUCGAUUUCCAAUUUGAAGAGACGGACGACUUUGAUAACUUUGGUGAAGUCAAUGGCGAAGUGGUCGACGAAGAAGAAGAAAAGAACCUUCCACCUCACGCAUGCAAUUACUGCGGCAUCCAUUCGCCAGCAUCGGUCGUCAAGUGUGUUGCUUGCAGUCGUUGGUUUUGCAAUUCCCGUGGCAAUACUUCAGGAUCGCACAUAAUCAACCACUUGGUGCGUGCCAAACACAAGGAGGUCAUGUUGCACCCAGAGUCGCCACUAGGUGAAACAGUGCUCGAGUGUUACAAUUGUGGAUGUCGCAACGUCUUUUUACUCGGCUUUAUUCCUGCAAAGAGUGAUACGGUGGUUGUGUUGCUAUGCAGACAACCAUGUGCUGCAGUGCCAUCGUCAAAGGAUAUGAAUUGGGAUACUUCGCAAUGGAUGCCAUUGAUUGAUGAUCGUUGCUUCCUUACUUGGCUCGUCAAGAUUCCUUCUGAACAAGAACAGCUCCGUGCCCGUCAAAUCACUUCGCAGCAAAUCAACAAGUUGGAAGAGCUUUGGAAGGAUAACAGUGAAGCUACCUUGGAGGAUCUUGAGAAACCUGGUGUCGAUGAUGAACCUCACCCAGUCUUGUUACGAUAUGAGGAUGCUUAUCAAUAUCAGAACAUUCUCGGUCCUCUCGUCAAGAUGGAGGCUGACUAUGACAAGAAGCUCAAGGAAUCACAGACGUGUGAUGAUGUGGUCGUGCGCUGGGACGUUGGUUUGAAUCAAAAGAACAUUGCAUGGUUUUAUUUCCCCAAGCUUGAAAUGGGUGAAGUCAAAUUGGCUGUGGGUGAUGAAUUGCGUCUACGCUAUCGUGGUGAAUUACAUGAUCCUUGGGAAGCUACCGGUCAUGUCAUCAAGAUCCCCAACAAUGUCAGUGAUGAAGUUGCCUUGGAAUUGCGUAGAAACAACAAAGUACCAGUUGAAUGCACCCACAACUUUUCAGUGGAUUUUGUUUGGAAAUCGACCAGCUUUGAUCGUAUGCAAAGUGCCAUGAAGACAUUUGCUGUGGAUGAGACAAGUGUGAGUGGUUACAUUUACCAUCGUUUGUUGGGUCAUGAUGUGGAACCCCAAGUGCUCAAGACGCAAAUGCCCAAGCGGUUCUCAGCACCCAACCUUCCUGAAUUGAACCAUUCCCAAGUCUAUGCUGUCAAGUCCGUAUUGCAAAAGCCGCUUAGUUUGAUUCAAGGUCCUCCUGGUACCGGCAAGACUGUCACUUCAGCAUCCAUUGUGUAUCACCUUGCCAAGAUGAACCCUGGCCAAGUGCUUGUGUGCGCACCUUCCAAUGUUGCUGUGGAUCAACUUGCUGAGAAGAUUCAUCAAACCGGUCUCAAGGUUGUGCGUCUCACUGCCAAGUCUCGUGAAGAACUUGAUUCACCCGUAUCCUUUUUGACGCUUCAUGAACAAGUUCGCAACAUGGAUACCAAUGUGGAGUUACAAAAAUUGAUCCUGUUGAAGCGUGAACAAGGUGAAUUAAGCGCAUCCGAUGAAAAGAAGUACAAGUCGCUCAAGAGAUCAUGCGAAAAGGAAUUAUUACAGAAUGCGGAUGUGAUUUGUUGUACUUGUGUUGGUGCUGGUGAUCCACGUGUUGCCAAGUUGCGUUUCCGUACAGUGCUUAUCGAUGAAGCAACCCAAGCAUCCGAGCCUGAGUGUAUGAUUCCCCUUGUUCUUGGCAGUAAGCAAGCUGUCCUUGUUGGUGACCAUCAACAAUUGGGUCCUGUCAUUAUGAACAAAAAGGCAGCUCGUGCAGGUCUUUGCCAAUCCUUGUUUGAGCGUCUUGUUAUUCUUGGUUUGCGUCCCAUUCGUUUGCAAGUGCAAUACCGUAUGCAUCCAUGCCUUUCGGAGUUUCCUAGCAACAUGUUUUACGAAGGCACCCUCCAAAAUGGUAUCACGACUCAGGAACGCUUGCGUAAGAAUGUUGAUUUCCCUUGGCCUGCACCUGAGACACCCAUGAUGUUUUAUGUCAACUUGGGAAACGAAGAAAUCUCGACAUCGGGCACAUCGUAUCUCAACCGCACUGAAGCUUCCAACUGUGAAAAGAUCGUCACUCGUUUCAUGAAAGCGGGUAUCCUUCCAUCCCAAAUUGGUGUUGUAACGCCCUAUGAAGGUCAACGCUCGUACAUUGUACAAUACAUGCAAUUCAACGGCUCGUUGCGUAAGGAUCUUUACAAGGAGAUUGAAGUUGCCAGUGUGGAUGCCUUCCAAGGUCGUGAAAAGGAUUACAUUAUUCUCAGCUGUGUCAGAAGCAAUGAACAUCAAGGUAUUGGUUUCUUGAGUGAUCCUCGUCGUCUCAAUGUCGCCUUGACACGUGCCAAAUAUGGUGUGGUGAUUCUCGGCAAUCCCAAGAUCCUUAGCAAGCAUCCUCUUUGGCAUCAUCUUUUGGUUCAUUACAAGGAAAAGGGUUGUCUUGUGGAUGGUGCAUUGAACAACCUGCGUGCUUCCAUGAUCCAAUUCAGUCGACCUCGCAAACAAUACCGCAAGGAUGACAAGUUCCGUCAAGGAUUAGCUCAUCAAAUUGAUGCUCGUGAAGCAUUUGCCAAGGCACCCCUUGCAAGUGAGAAUCGCCGUGGUGCACGUGCCUAUGGCCAAGAUUACAUGGCAACGCACGAUCCUGUUGGUUAUAUUCCUUCGGAAAUUGGUUCCUUGCCAUCAUCGCAAUUCAGCAUUCCCUUUAUUCCUUCUGCUAGUGGUCCAUUUACGCAAGAUUUGUCACAAUCGAGUGUGUUCAACCGCAAGAAUGUGAAGCAAAGUCUCAACAACGAAGGCAACAUGUCACGUUACAUUCCUGGAUCAUCGACAUUUGCUACGCAUGGAUUUGGUUGGUCCAGUGGAUCAGCUUCAGCAGCGGCUGCUGCAGCAGCAGCAGGUGGUGGUAAUGGUGGUGGUCCCUCACAAAACAUGUACAGCAGCCAAACAUCCAUUGGUCUUGCCUUGUCACAGAGCGAUCGACUGCGUAUGAUGGCGGAGUUAUCGAGUCAAGGAGGUUCAGGAAUGGGUGGCAACAAUAGCUUAUUGAGUCAGGAUACAGUUGGCGGUUAUCCCUAUGAUGAUUACAAGUCUCAAGAUAUCUCGACCAUGCUUAGUCAAGAUUUCGAUUUGCGAAGUCAAGCCAGCCAGGCGUACACCCAAUAUUAG